Messenger RNA from Hibiscus syriacus, 1309 nucleotides. Its product is annotated as RNA-binding protein 2-like. Bases 134 to 892 code for a protein of 252 amino acids. NCBI's taxonomy places the organism in Eukaryota, Viridiplantae, Streptophyta, Magnoliopsida, Malvales, Malvaceae. Gene Ontology annotation, molecular function: mRNA binding. The record is from RefSeq and is a predicted model, not a curated record. The transcript is spliced from 6 exons.
AGGGUUUCGCCAAUCUCAGGCUAAAGGUCUUCGUUGUCUUCCAAUUGAAGUCCUUUUAUUUUUCUUUUUUCUACUAGGAAAUAAAAAAAAUCGAAUUACCUUUUCCUUGCAUAGGAAAAUCAAGAAACCAGGGAUGGCAGACGGUUACUGGAAUCGGCGUCAGCCAACCUCUUCGAUGAUGUCUUCCAGUGGGACGCUUAAACGACCUCGUAAUGAAUAUGAUGAUCCACCUUCUGGGCUACAUCCAGCUCAUGGGAUGCAUAAUUAUUUGGCUAGAGAUGGUGAUCAGGGUGGACAUCUCUCUGUGAAGGAUACAAAAACAAUUGGUUCAGCAUAUGAUCGCUAUCUGCAGAGUGCGCAACUUUCUUCUUUUCCUUCUGGAAAACCAAGUACAUUUGGUGGGUUGGGAAAGCCUGUUUUUGGUUCAAUGCCUGCUCAUCCAAUAGCUGAUCCUCCUGUGGCGGGUCGUUCUGGAACUGCUGCUUCAGAUCUGGUGCCAAAUGACCGAAAUGUAGGUUAUGGUAAUCAUCUUCCGGUGGAUGCCAUGUCAAGGUUAGGUCGGGAUACUAUACCUCUACCUCCAGAUGCUACCAAUACUCUAUAUGUUGAGGGACUUCCUUCUGACAGCACAAGGAGGGAAGUAGCACAUAUCUUUCGCCCUUUUGUGGGAUAUAAAGAAGUACGACUAGUGAGCAAAGAUUUUCGACAUCGUGGUGGAGAUCCUCUUAUCCUUUGUUUUGUUGAUUUUUCAAGUCCUGCCUGUGCAGCAACUGCAAUGAGUGCCUUGCAAGGUUAUAAAAUUGAUGAACACGAUCCUGAUUCUAAUUACUUGAGACUUCAGUUUUCCCGGAACCCAGGCCCAAGGUCAGGUCCUGGAGCUCGCGGAAGGUGAAUGUCACAUUCUGGAGACAACUAGGCUGUAUGCAAGUCAUCUUUAAGCCAAUUUUCAUGGAUCACAUCCUUUCUAAUAUAUGGCUGGGUUAUGAGGAGUGAUCACAUUAAUUGGAUAGUAUAUUUUGUUACUUGCAACCUAAAUUGCUGAAUCCAGCUAAUUAUUGGCACUAGAGAUACGCAGAAAUUUAGGAGACGGAGGAUCCAGAAAUUCUUGAAUUGCUUGCACAUUCCAGGAAGCUGUGUUGUACAAUAACUAAAAUGGUUUUUGUGGUAUAGAUCGUAGUAGCAUUUUAUUUUAGUGUUCAAAUAGAGGAAUAAAUGUUUUUCGCAUCUGAUGCUUGGAUGUUAAUUUGCCUACGCCAAAAACUGCUGUGUUUUAGUAAUGUAAUCGUACGGUUAAUGUUUAGUUUGUGAA